This is a messenger RNA of Hypoxylon fragiforme, 2857 nucleotides long. RefSeq lists its product as uncharacterized. The coding region runs from base 677 to 2755 and encodes 692 amino acids. NCBI's taxonomy places the organism in Eukaryota, Fungi, Ascomycota, Sordariomycetes, Xylariales, Hypoxylaceae. The transcript has 2 exons. The record is from RefSeq and is a predicted model, not a curated record.
CGUCGAUAAUCGAGUCGGUAAUUGUUAAGACCAGGGAUCGACCGAAAGCCCCAUAGUUUCCAUUCCGCGUUCCUUUAGUUCCGUACCUACAGUUGUACUAGGUAGGUAAAUAGUUGGAUUUGCGACCCUCUGUCUUCAUAGAGGACCCCCCCUGGGCUCUUGGCUGGGCUUGUCUUAGUAGGGUCCAUGGGACUGUGGGAUUCAUCUCUUUGUCGAAUUACGAACACCACCCACCUACGAACACGGUUCCAUCCUUCAUCGGGCCCCCUGCCCCGAAGUUCAACUUUUCUCUGGAUCCUCAAAUCCAAUUGGAUUCUUGAUCCAGUUUACUGCUUUUUCAAGCAGUCGAGUUGCAGUCGAGUUAUUCUUCCCCAUCAUUUCAAAUCUCUGCGCAUUGUCUUCGACUAUCUUUUUGAAACAUUUUUGUGCUUACUUUUUCGUACUAAGAAGAAUAAAGGACUUUCACGUACCGGGUUCACUCCAAAUAGGAACAUCCAUAAGAACAUCCAUACUACAUUGGUUACCGGUACUCGGUACUCUACUUCACUUGAAUACUACGUAGAGAGAAGUUCACAGGAACCACCCUCUCAUUCCCCGUUACCCCCAGUCCCAUUCCCAACCGCUUCCCCCUUGCAACACCCCCAAUCGAUCGUCUUGGACGUGUAAAAAAGGCGCUAUGGGGAGCUUUGAGCCCCUUAUGAGCUUCAAUUUACCGGAGCUUCUGGCGGUGGACUUGGAAGAUUCUGAAGAAGUUUUUAAAUCGAAACAACUAACGGCUGGUCCCCCCGCGCCCGCCUUGGCCGAUGAUGGGACCAAAAGACGGUAUUCUUUACAAGAUAGUUCAUUGAGUGCUGUUCCUUCAUCCCAUCUAACAGACAACAUGAGCAGAGCCAAAUCAAUGCAAAAUGUGCAUGAAAAAGAAACACAAUUUAUAAUCAUACGUCACGAGGCACAACCCGACAACAACAGUGACUCUGAUACCGCCAGUAGUGAAUCAUCUGGUGCUUUGAUGCCCCCAUCAAUCAGUAUGCGGGAUGCGUCAGUCACCACUGCAGCUACUUCAGUCACUUCCGAGAGAAUGGAGAAAAUAGAGAGGAUGGAGAGAAUGGAGAGAAUGGAGCACCCGAACUUACCAAAGCUCGCCAUUGCCACCCAACCUAAUAAACAAGCAGGAGAGAGUUGGAUGGACUUCGACAUCGAGGAUCCAACAUCGCCGGAUCGCAGGUACAACAGUAUGAUCAACAUAGCUUCCCCAGUGCAGGAGUAUCUCUCUCUACGAAGUGAUCUUCCCUUGGAAUCACCAAGGAGCAUGUCACUAAACUCAGCUGUUCCUCGCCCAAUUCUAAUGAACCCAAACUUAUCGUCGCCCACCAUUCUCCCACCUCCGCGUACCGCGGACCCAGAGCGCGUCAAACAGCCUUUGGCGUGUCCCAUUGAGCUUCCCAAGCGACGCUCUUCAUUGCGAUAUCGAGAGUACACCUCACUCCCUCAGAUUAACGUCUCGCACUCUCUACCCACAACGACUCAUACAACGACACAUUCAACGACCCAUUCAACGACUCAUUCCAGGGCAGCGUCAGUCAUCGAACACGCGCCAUCUCAAAGCCACAACCCACCGAUUGCGCGCCUACCUCAGAGACCAGAAAGUGAAAAGAUGGCCAAUCAUGAAGGCGAUCGUGACAAUGAAAACGGGCAAUAUCCUGAAAUCGCUCCGCCUGGGAUUGACGUUGAAUCGUGGUUGGAGUCCGCAGUUGACAAUUUCCCUUAUUACGCCCAGACGAGAGCCGACGGACACACACCCUUACCGCUUCCGCCAGAGGUAAUUGAUACGCUUCGAGUCUCGAUAGCAUGCUUCCCAGAGACCAUGCUCCAAUGUUCUAGUCUUUCUAUUGAAACCAUUCGUGGUCACUCCAGGAAGCUAAGGUACAGGGCUACGAGCACCCCAAGCCUAUAUUCCGAAUCGCCCACAUCAACAGAAUUUCCAGACCAGUCAAAACAAUUUAAAUGGAAAUGGCUACCGAUGAAGAAGCAACCCUCAUCCCCCACUCCCAUGCCGCCCAGUCCCCUACGAAACGGCUUUGGAGAGAGCCCGGAAUCGCGAUAUAGCCACGCCUGGCCUCGGAGACCGGACUGGACGGCUAUCCAGAAUCUCUUUCCCACCGGGACCGAUUACCUAUGCGACGCUCUCUACGCUCACCUAGUCGCAUACAAUUAUAUUACUUCCCUAUGCCCGCGAUCCGCACUAGUCAACCCAAUGUCGCGUCCAACUUCCAAGUCCUCCUCAGCAGGAUCGGAUAUUAGUAUGGGCCUCUCCAUCGAUCUGCGCACAUCGGUUGAUAUCCGAUGCUCUAUCUCGGAUGGCACUACGAUACCGCUGAAGGCAGCGAGCCUACUCGGCCUACAGGACGAUCCUUCUGCGCCAAUUCCCGACCCUCCUUCGUCGCGAUGCGCCACAUUGCGUAGCAAGCGGUCGUUUUUUGCGGUACCCAAGUCUGCUACUUUUUCGGACGGUAGUCGGCCGAUGACAUCCAUGGGCCCUCGGCGCCAAUCGCCGGCCGACCAUACCGAACAACUCCUAAGGGAUCUUCGAUUAGGCCUGGCGAGGUGUAUCUCGAGGCUUGUAGCUACAUUACGGGUUUCUAAUGGUUGUCAAGCACCGGGUGCUAAUGGACCCCAGGCGAAGCGGGAGGAUGAUCCCGAUUUCAUGCGUGCGCUCUGUGAGAUUGUUCGUCUCUCCGAAGAAAGAUAUAUGUAGAAGAUUCAGGCGUAACCUUCUACCGGCCCGACGCGCGAGCCAAAUUGAACACAUACAAGUACUUAUGGUCAAGGCGAGAGAGUUGAUAUAUACGCCCCUUCA